AUCACGUGACAGUAACGGUGGAAGUUUUAAACGUUGAUUAGUAUCCGUGAAAUUGUACGAUUUAUGCUUUUUCUCAGUAAAUAGACACAUUUCUAUAUUUUACCGUUUUUGUUAUGGAAACACACGUAAGUGAGCCGUAUGAACUAAGUGAAUGGGAGUUAAGCAAAGAGAAUGUGCAACCUUUGAAACAAGGAAGAAAAGCGAACCGCUUAUCCGUGGCUUUGCAGCCACACGGCGGUGAACCACAAAUCCAUCGACUUGUCAGAGACGAGAAACAGGAAUUUGAAGUCGCAAUCCGAACUUACAGUGGUGAUGAUCCUUUAGAUGUUUGGGACAGGUAUAUCAAGUGGACAGAACAAAAUUUUCCCAAAGGUGUAAAGGAGAGUAAUUUGGUGCUCUUACUACAACAAUGUCUGAGCUCGUUCGUGGAGGAAGAGAAAUAUAGAAAUGAUAGACGAUAUAUCGAAGCUUGGAUAAAAUUUGAAUUUUGAGUUUAGGGUGGCACGACAUGUAGCACAAGGUCUUGAAUCUGCUGACCCAGCACCUUCUGGUGCAGAAGGGGGCCAGCGCACAUCGCUGGCCAGCCUCAAGGGACAUGGGAAAAAGGCCAUAGUUGGAUCACAUAGAAGUGGCACUGGCCAUAGACAAGGCCUUGGCAAUAUGGCUGCUCCGAAACCACGGCAGACUGGCUCCAGUUUCCACGUGUUCUGUGAUGAGAACUCUGCACCAUCUGCUGUCCCUGCACAGACUGGUGAGUGGCACCACAUAGGGACAAGAGCUGAAGUCAGGAAAGAGAAUGAACAAAGACCAGGGACAUGGACAAAGGCUAAGUUGCACAAUCCAUCAGGAGUUGUGCCUAAACACCGUAUCCACGAGGAGACUAAACCAGCCUUCAGCAUUCAUCAGGAUGAUGAAACAGAGCAGCCUUUACCGACUCCAAGUAAAUCUGGUGAAUGUUUUUCGAAAGUUUUGAGUGCCCGGAAGCUGGAUAAACCUGUACAUCCUGUGCAAAACAUUAUACGUGCCCAGGAGAUCAACCCACAUGAACGAGUAAUGUAUUGCAAGCACAAGAUAUAUGCAGGUCUUGAUGAGUUCUCGUUUGAAGAGUUACGAGCCAACAGGUAUAAACGCAUGCAACAAAUGAGAGAACAGAUCGAGCAAGAGAUGAAGGAGAAGGUUGAGCGAGAGAUGAAGGAGAAGAUUAUACAAGAGAUGAAAGAAAAGAUGGAGCAGGAGAUGAAGGAAAAGAUAGAACGAGAGAUGAAGGAAAAGAUGGAGCAAGAGAUGAAGGAAAAGAUGGAGCGAGAGAUGAAGGAAAAGAUGGAGCAAGAGAUGAAGGAAAAGAUGGAGCGAGAGAUGAAGGAAAACAUGGAGCGAGAGAUGAAGGAAAAGAUUCAGCAAGAUAUGAAAGGUCAGAUGCACCAGGAAAUGGAGAGGCAGAAGAAGCAACUUGAGGAACAGCUGAAUUGUGAGAGUAGUGAAGCAUCAUCAGAUGUUGUCAUGCAUGAAGAAAAGCCAAACAGCAGGGCUCCAGUGCUCGUGUAUGAACAGACUGGGAAUGUGAAAGACGUAUCGCAUCCAAUGAUGGCUACGGCUGAAAGCGCCCGAAACCCUGGUCAACUAAUGGCUGAGAAGAGUAAAGAUGAUAAUGAGCUGAGGACGAGCAGUGAAGUCGUAGAGCCUACCCCAACAAUGGCUGCUGCAUCUGUUAUCGGCUGCCUGCAGAAUUCACAACAGCCAACACCAACCAGCUCUGCAUCUUCGAGUUUUAUACGUAAUAUAUCACGCGGAUCAAAUAAUCAUUCGUUAAGUCGAACACCGAGUGGCUUCAAGGGUCGGUCCUUCCUGACUGCCCCGUCGCCCACUGUCAACACGAGGGAGGCUCUAGGCGUUGUUAGAGGCAUGUUCAACACUUCUCUCGGGAAGGAUUACAGUAUGGAUGACUUGGACAUGUCUACUAAAGCGGAUGAUGAUCAGCAAUGGGAGGCACAGUUCAUGAAGAAAGAUACUACUGGUGAAGCCAAUCAGCUCCAGCAAGCACUUGUGCUUCCUGGCAGUGCACCAUUCACUAUCUUCAAUGAUGACCAGAAUGGCAAUGAUGACCAAGAGAACAGGCCACCAUCGGAUUAUAAACAACAGAAGUCCACUCGACCCUUGGCUGGUAUUUUGCAGCCAUCACUGAACAUUUCCUUUCUUCCCAUAGAGGAACAGGAGGAAGAAGAUGUUGAGAUGGAGGGCGUGGAAGCACUGCCAGCUGACGACGAUGGUAAUAUUGACCAGACUUUCGACCCAAAGUUCUCAUCCACCAAGCGUUUCAGCAUUCAUCCUGACCAGCUUGCCAUUAGUGGGCUCACGCUGAGUCACACUGUAGCAUCUGAGCCAGCUGAGGAUGAAUAUAUGCCUCCACCAAGGGCACCACUGGCGCAAGAACAGCAAGUACGUCCCGAUCAUAGGCCUGCAAUGCGCAUCAGUGUCGAGAACAAAUCCGCUAGAGACUCUACAUGUUCCUCAUAUGCAGAGAGCAUGGUCCAUCAAGGACCCACUGAUCUGAGCCCAAUCAUAGAGACGAGCAUGGAGAAUGCAAAGUCAUCGAGUAGUAGCAGUGGCUGCAGUGAUGUGGGCUACGGAGGCUUUAGCCGUCUCCGGCAUCUUGCACGAGGAAGCACCAUUGACUAUCACCACUCGUAUUCCCACCAGUCUGCAGCCACUCCCGGCAGUAAUGCCCAGCCACAAGCCCGCACUGAUAGUCACCCCAACACUACCACCACUCCCUACUGUGAUGCCCCACAGCAGGCCAACUAUAGUCAUCAGAAUACUACAACGACCCCUUACGGCAUUGCCUGGAAGCAGGUGCAUCCUAGCUCAUCCUGUACAGUAGCUGGCAGUAAGAGUAGUGCUGCAAUAUCCUACCCCACGAGACAGUCACGCAUUCCACGAAAGGUUGAGGCACACGACUCGGGCGCUGCCACGUGUCAGCAGCCUAUGGCUGACGAUGCGGACACGGCAAGGCCGACAUGUCCUGUAGUGGCUGGGGCUAGUGACUCGACGAGCAGCUCUGAGAAGCAGUGUUCCCCAAGGAAUUCCCCUUCAGCAACUGCCAUCACUUCCGUGGAUGUCGACCCAUUUUCUCCAGAGGUGAUUGAGCGCUUGUUGGCUGGGCUGAUGAAGCCUGUUUCCUCUUAUGAAAACUACCUCAUUGUGGAUAAGCCCAUGUGCUCUGUUAAAGCACACACAGUCCUGGACAUGGGUACAGAAUACCAUAUCAUUCAGUGUUUAGGUGUAGGUGCUUAUGCCAAAAUCUAUGAAGCCGAAAUCCAGAAUGAGGACACAAGCAAAGUGAUUCUUAAGACGGACGUGUUUGGAGUUCUUGGCACCAUUCACUGUAUGAUGUUUGGGGAAUACAUGAAAACGUAUUUGGAGAGUGGCAGAUGGAAAUGCACAGGAAACUUUCAAAGGGAAUGGAGUCCAUACUGGAAGAAAUUGUUUGACAAGCUAUUGAACAUCCCAAGCUGUGAGCAGAUUCCAUCGCUAGACGAAAUCCGCAUGGACCUUACAAAAAUGUUCGUGGAUCCGAGAAUGAUGUUGUCAUUCAACAGAGCCGUUAAGCAGGCCAACCUGAUGAUGCUUGAACACGCAUGA
This is a messenger RNA of Priapulus caudatus, 3639 nucleotides long. RefSeq lists its product as uncharacterized. Lineage: Eukaryota; Metazoa; Priapulida; Priapulimorpha; Priapulimorphida; Priapulidae. The record is from RefSeq and is a predicted model, not a curated record. Gene Ontology annotation, biological process: meiotic sister chromatid cohesion, centromeric; mitotic spindle assembly checkpoint signaling. Gene Ontology annotation, molecular function: protein kinase activity.